GUCUAUAUUGAAUCCAUGGACGCGAAUAAUCUUACUACGGUAACAGAGUUCAUUCUCGUGGGCUUUACUGACUACCACAUGUUGGAGAUUCCCCUCUUCCUGACGUUUCUCAUUUUCUAUAUCGUCACCCUUCUGGGGAAUGUGGGGAUGAUCGUUCUGAUCCAAGUGGAUGUCCAACUCCACACGCCCAUGUACUUCUUCCUGAGCCACCUCGCCCUGCUGGAUGCCUGCUACGCCUCGGUCAUCACUCCUCAGAUCCUGGCCACACUGGCCACAGGCACGACGGUCAUCUCCUAUGGCCAGUGUGGUACCCAGUUCUUUUUCUUCACCUUCUGUGCAGGCACAGAGUGUUUCCUGCUGGCAGUGAUGGCCUAUGACCGCUAUGUUGCUGUUAGCAACCCACUGCUCUACACUGUAGCCAUGAAUCCUAGAAUUUGCUGGAGUUUGGUGGUGGAAGCCUAUGUCUGUGGGAUGUUAGGGUCCAUUGUGCGUACCACAUGCACCUUCACCCUCUCCUUCUGUGACCACAAUCAGAUCAACUUCUUCUUCUGUGACCUCCCGCCCCUGCUGAAGCUUGCCUGCAAUGACACAACAAACACUGAGAUUGUCAUUGUCUUCUUCGGCAACUUUGUGAUCUUGGCCAACGCGUUGGUCAUUCUGAUAUCCUACCUGCUCAUCAUCAAGGCCAUUCUGAAGGUGAAGUCUCCACGUGGCAAGGCCAAGACUUUCUCCACAUGUGCCUCCCACCUCACCGCUGUGGCCCUUUUCUUUGGGACCCUCAUCUUCAUGUAUCUGUGGAGCGGCUCGGGCAAGUCCCUGGAGGAAGACAAGGUCGUGUCUGUCUUCUACACUGUGGUCAUCCCCAUGCUAAACCCUCUGAUCUACAGCCUAAGAAACAAAGAUGUGAAAGCAGCCUUCAGAAAGGUCACUGGUAGACUCCAGGUGUCCCUGAGUGUGUAG
This is a messenger RNA of Lynx canadensis (Canada lynx), 960 nucleotides long. Its product is annotated as olfactory receptor 9I1-like. The transcript has a single exon. The record is from RefSeq and is a predicted model, not a curated record. Gene Ontology annotation, molecular function: odorant binding; G protein-coupled receptor activity; olfactory receptor activity. The coding region runs from base 16 to 960 and encodes 314 amino acids. Gene Ontology annotation, cellular component: membrane. Gene Ontology annotation, biological process: sensory perception of smell; G protein-coupled receptor signaling pathway. Lineage: Eukaryota; Metazoa; Chordata; Mammalia; Carnivora; Felidae.